AUGGUCUUUGUCACGCUCAAGUACAUCAUCAUUGGCGACUCGGAAGUGGGCAAGUCGUCGCUCUUGCUCCAGUUCACCGAGCAGCACUUCCAGUCCGUCCACGACUUGACCAUUGGCGUGGAAUUCGGCGCCAAGUUGCUCCACGUGGACGGCCGCAACGUGAAGCUCGAGAUCUGGGACACGGCGGGCCAAGAGACGUUUCUGUCGAUCACCAGGAGUUACUAUCGCGGGGCAGACGGGGCUCUGCUCGUGUACGACGUGAGUCGACGCGCGAGUUUCGACCACUUGAGUCGAUGGCUACACGAGUGCCGUCAAAAUUGUCACAAUGACGAGGUGGAGAUCCUCGUUGUGGGCAUGAAGUGCGACGUGCAAGAGACGGAGCGGGAGGUGCCGGAAGAAGAAGGACGGACGUGGGCGAGAGCGCACGGCCUCGGGUUUAUGGAGGCGUCGGCCAAGACGGCGACAAAUGUCGAGCAGGCGUUUGCGGUGACGGCGACGACGAUAUUGCAGAAUUAUGAUUACUCGAGUCAUAAGGUGGGUCGGAGUUCGGGGGCAAGUGUCGCCGUGUCGGUGGAUGCUGCAGCUGCUGCUGUGGAGCAUCAAGCAACACCGACAACGUCCGGGUGUUGCGGUGGAUGA
This is a messenger RNA of Peronospora matthiolae, 639 nucleotides long. The record is from the annotation of a GenBank genome assembly. Lineage: Eukaryota; Oomycota; Peronosporomycetes; Peronosporales; Peronosporaceae.